UGUAUACAAUGGAGAACAGAGCCAUAUUCCUUACGCCUGUUGCGUAAUCACCCUAUUUCCAUAAUAGCACGUUUAGUUCCAUUUUUCAUUUUUCCAUGGAAAAUAGCAACACACUAAUAAACCGUAUUGACAAUGAGGGCGUAACCGAUCAUAGAUCUAUGUAACUGAUACAACUCCUUUAUAUGAGUUUGGCCUCCCUGAUAUUUUUAUGAAUGACGUUUAAUCGAGGAGGUUGGUAAAAUCACCUUCGUUAGGAUAUAACUUGGUGUAAUACGCAUAUAUGCUUGUCUACAAUAAUCAUCGAGAGAAAAAUAUUGUGACAUGGAGAGUAUAUUUCAUGAAAAGCAAGAAGGAUAUUUAUGCGCGCAACAUUGUUUGAACGCUCUUCUACAAGGUGCUUAUUUUAACGCAGUAGAUCUUGCUAAUUUUGGUCAUCAAAUGGAUGAAGCAGAACGUAUUAGAAUGGCCGAGUCAGGUAUCGAUAGCGAGGAUUAUAAACUUUUCUUAGAGCAACCCUCAGAAAAUAUGGAUGACAGUGGAUACUUUUCCGUUCAAGUCAUUAGCAGUGCUUUAAAGGGGGUUUGGGGUUUGGAGUUGGUUCCAUACAACAGUACAGAAGCUGCUGCGUUGAUGGCUCAAAAUGAUCCUUCGCAAAUGAAAGCUUAUAUCUGCAAUUACAAAGGACAUUGGUUUACUAUACGAAAGAUUGGAACACAAUGGUUCAAUUUGAAUUCGAUGCUUAGUGGGCCACAGCUUAUAUCAGACACAUAUCUAGCGAUGUAUUUGGCUCAAUUGUUACAAGAAGGUUAUUCAAUUUUCAUUGUUAUUGGUACACUACCGCAAUGUCCUGCGGACGAAAUAUUAAUGAAGAAUCCAAUUAAGCCCGUACCAAGAACAAAGGAAUGUAUUAAAGAAGAGAAGCCUACAACUGCAGGAUAUCGCUUAGGUACCAAAGAAGAAGAUGAAGUUAUGAAGGCAGUUCGUGCUCUAGAAGAAAUUAAAGUUCCUUGGUCUUACACCAGUAAUAUACCUUCAAAAUUUGUAAAUUCAUCCUCGGACCAUAAAAAAAAUAAUUUGCCUGAAGAGGGGAUAUCGUCCGAUGAGAAACCCCGUGAACGAAUAAUUCCAAUAAGAAUAGAAGGGAAAGAUGACGAUCAAGAUGAUGAAAAUGAAGAAUUGCAAAGAGCAUUACGUUUAAGUUUACAAGAUAAUGAAGAUGAUAUAGAUAAGAAUCAAAAUUUAAGAUUGGAAUCUCAUACUGAUAACAAGGCAGAACCACCCUCGGCAGAAGUUGAUGAUGCGGAUCAAGAUGAUGAAUUAAGGAAAGCUCUACAAUUGAGUCUUGAAUGUGUUACGGCUCCACCAACACCAGAUUUAGAAGAUUUGCGUUGGCGUCGAUUAAAUCAUUUUGGUGUAUAUUCUAAAGCAUCAAAUAAUGAAGCAUCUCCAAAGUUGAAUUCUUAACAAUAAAUAUAUAAUAUUAUGAUGAUAUGGCUAUUAAAAAGAUUUAUCUUGUAAAUUACAAACUAAAUCAUUAGUGAAAAAGAGAGUGUCAUUUUAUGUACUAACAAUUAAAAAUCUAAUGGUUAUAUGAUGUAUAUCACGCGCGUGCGUGGAU
Molecule: messenger RNA, 1618 nt
Organism: Vespa mandarinia (Asian giant hornet)
Lineage: Eukaryota; Metazoa; Arthropoda; Insecta; Hymenoptera; Vespidae
Product: ataxin-3
Biological process (GO): protein deubiquitination
Cellular component (GO): nucleus
Molecular function (GO): cysteine-type deubiquitinase activity
Source: RefSeq, a predicted model, not a curated record